Molecule: messenger RNA, 2745 nt
Organism: Colius striatus (speckled mousebird)
Lineage: Eukaryota; Metazoa; Chordata; Aves; Coliiformes; Coliidae
Gene: HSD17B12
Product: hydroxysteroid 17-beta dehydrogenase 12
Cellular component (GO): endoplasmic reticulum
Molecular function (GO): oxidoreductase activity
Source: RefSeq, a predicted model, not a curated record
AUGGCGGUGGGAGAGCGGUGCCGACCACGUGGGGCGCAGGCCGCAAGUAGUACGGGGGCGAGUGGCCGCUCGCUCGCUGCCCCCCCGGCGGCGCCGCGCGGGCGGGGCGGGCGGGGCCGCGCGCGUUGCCGGGAGACGCGGCGGCUGAGGGGCCGCUCGGCCAAUGGCGGCGCGGCGGGGGCGGGCGGGGCGGGCGCGGCGCGGCGGUGGCCGCGGGGGCCCAUUCCGGCGCGGGCGCCCCACAGUAUGGCGGCCGCCGGCCUGCUCUGCUGGGUGGGCGCGCUGGGCGUCCUGUACGCGGCGGCCCGGCUCAGCUACCGCCUGCUCCUCGGCUUCCGCCUCUGGGUGCUGGGCGGCGGCGCCGCCGCCGUGGGGCCGGCCUUGGGCGCCUGGGCAGUGGUCACAGGAGCUACUGAUGGGAUUGGAAAAGCCUAUGCAGAAGAGCUAGCAAGACGUGGAAUGAAGGUGGUUCUAAUCAGUAGGUCAAAAGAAAAACUGGACCAGGUUGCUAGUGAAAUAAAGGAGAAGUACAAAGUGGAAACAAAAGUCAUUGUGGCAGACUUUGGAGAGACAGAAAAUAUUUACAGUAGAAUCAAAGCAGGCUUGGAAGGCCUGGAGAUUGGUGUUCUAGUCAACAAUGUGGGAAUGUCAUAUGUUUAUCCUGAGUAUUUUCUUGAUAUUCCAGACCUGGAUAAGACCAUCGACCAAAUGAUCAACAUUAACAUCAUGUCUGUUUGUAAGAUGACACGAUUGGUGCUGCCCAGCAUGCUGGAAAGAUCAAAGGGGGUAAUCCUGAACAUCGCCUCAUUUGCUGGGAUGAAUCCAUCUCCACUACUGACUAUUUACUCUGCAACCAAGGCUUUUGUGGAUUUCUUCUCCCAAGGCCUUCAGGCAGAAUACAAGAGCAAAGGCAUCAUUGUGCAGAGUGUCCUACCAUUUUAUGUGGCAACAAAAAUGACCAAAAUCCGCAAGGCGACCUUGGUUAAGCCCAGUCCUAAAACCUACGUCAGAGCUGCCCUGGGGACAGUCGGCCUGCAGUCCCGGACCAAUGGCUACCUGCCCCAUGCUCUCCUGGGAUUUUUCUUCUCUCUUCUACCAGCCUCUGCUGUCAAUUAUUUAAUCAUGAAAGCAAACAAACAAGUCCGGGCUCGUUAUUUAAAAAAAAUGAAAGAGAAGUAAGUUGGAGGCAACUUGAUCUUGGAAGCCUGGAACUCCUGCAGCUUCCAUACCCACACUGCAGCACCAAGCAGACCUAAUGUUUUCAACAUCUUUGAUCAUAGGUGUACUAGAAACAAGCCAACCAGUCCUGUUUUGAGACUACGGUUGAUACAAGACUGUUGACUUCUAAUAUUGAUUUACAAAAUUAAGCUUUAUUUGUUUAUAGAUAUUGGGGGGGAGGGGGAAGGGGAAGUGCUUCAGACUAAAAAAUUGCACUGUGCUUUAAGAAAUACUUCCAUGGACUUGCCCAGAUGUUGCUUUGUUGAGGAACAUCUCAGUUCUGUAGUGUCCAUCACAUCUAUGUGUUGUGCUCACAGGUGAAGGGCAGGAAAAGAACAGCUCUCCCCAUAUUGCUGGGGGGGUGAGAAGGGAGCAUGUUUAUUUGAGAAGGUAAGCUAGUACUUUUGACAGAGUAUAACUUUUUCCAAGCUCAGGUUUUGGGUACUUGCAAGGAUUCUACGUUGUCAGCCAGCUUGUCAGUGCUCCCCUGCUUACAUGGUCCAAUGUGACUUCUGUGGUUAUGAACCUGAAGGGAAUAGACCAUAAAAACAAGUGUAAUGGCUCAUCUAUAAAUAUAUACAUAGACUAACAUUGCAAAGAGUAUUUAACUUCUUGGUGCUUGAAUAUGGAUUCUAACUUUCCAGUCACAUGUAAUCUUUACCAUUUGUGAUAACACUUAGAAAAGUUCAGUGCCUGCUCUUUGUAAUGGGUGGCGACAACACAGUGUAGAUAAACGUCACAAGUUACCUGCUGGUUGCUAUGUAAAAGAUGAUGAGGGCUUUAAAUGCAGAGCUUGAAAUGAGUUACUCUCCUUAUUAUUGGUUAAACUCUUUCUGAAGUAUGUGUCAGUCUGUGUUUUCGGUGAGACCCUUUGAAAUCUGAAUCCCGAAUAUCCGAGACGGCUUUAACAAUGAGAACCAGUAAACUUCUUUAAAUGUAGAACACUUAGUUGUCUUUAACUGAUUUGUUUCAUGGUUCUGUUCCAAAAUGGAGUGUUGUGGUGAGGCUGAGGUUACCCAACUCCAGGAGACAGGGAUCAGAGUAGGUGAGAAGUGUGCACUGCUGUUGUCUGUAUUUACCUCCUCUUUAAAUAAAGGUUUUGGUCUCUAACAUUCCUUUUUAUAACCAUAAACUUGAAAAGCAAAUCAAAUUGCAAGCAGCUACCUGUGGCUUUUUGUGGUGACUUUCUAUAGUUGAAGAAUGGAGGUUGUUUUCUGUCCCUGAAAAAAUAAUUUCAAGCUCUGAUUUUGAAGUAAAAUACGUUGUACUGAGACAUGAUUUGGGGCUAACAUAUCUGUAUAUUGAAAAAACCUGAAUACCGAUGCAAUGGUGCUGAUCAAAUCUGAGAUGCAGAUCCUAUCCCAUAAUUUUCUUCAUUUUUCUUGGAACAGGGAUGGUGAAGUUAGUGGUAUUAAUUCUGUAAGAGCACAUGACUUGGUUUGCUCUCGAUCCGAAGUGGAAGCCUUGGACUAAACAGUCUGUACGUUUUUGACUUUGUAAAACAAAUAAAAUGAGAUUUACUCAGAA